Molecule: messenger RNA, 3053 nt
Organism: Scatophagus argus
Lineage: Eukaryota; Metazoa; Chordata; Actinopteri; Scatophagidae
Gene: padi2
Product: peptidyl arginine deiminase, type II
Exons: 16
Coding region: 111-2195 (694 amino acids)
Cellular component (GO): cytoplasm
Molecular function (GO): protein-arginine deiminase activity; calcium ion binding
Source: RefSeq, a predicted model, not a curated record
UAAAGGGAGGGGUUUGCCUUUCCUGUGUCAAAUUACUAAAAGGACUCACAUUCCAGUUGUAGACGAGCAGAUUACGGCUGUAUGGGCCCAAAGGCAGACUAGAACCAACUAUGUUUCAGCAAGUUUCCCAAACCAACAUACCUGCUGUCCUACUCAAGAGGGCAAGAGAAAGCUCUGAGUAUCGCCGAACAUGUCGUCUGGACCCAGAGAAGGCGCACAGUAUUCUCCAUGUUCUUGGCACCUCUUUGGAGGCAAACCUGAACAGGAGUGCACCUCCCAGCACCAGGUUCUUUUCCGUGAAGUGCACUGCCAGUGUUCAGUACAGCAUCAGCCCAGCGCCCAAGGAAACGUCCCACUUAUCUCCCAUCCCUCUCAAAGGAAACUCAGUACUACUCAUCAACAUGAGCCAUGCCAGUCAGUUUGAAAACGAUAGCAAGCUGUCUGUUUGGUACUAUGGAGAAAACAAUGACUUACUGGGGAAAGCACGCUUGUACCUGACAGCUGUUGAGAUCUCUCUGGAUGUGGAUGCUGACAGAGACGGUGUUGUGGAGAGAAACAACCCUAAUAAGGCUUCCUGGAAAUGGAGUCCUAAUGGGCACGGAGCCAUCCUACUGGUCAACUGUGACUGUGAGCGCACCUACAGGAAGAAACCAGACAAUGAGCAGGACUAUGUCUCCAAAGUGUCAGAUCUGAAGGACAUGUCUGUCAUGGUGCUGCGGACCAGAGGCCCUGCCAAGCUGCCAAAGGGCUACAAGCUCACCAUGCACAUCUCUCAGGGUGACGCAGAGAGUGUUCGAGUCUUCAGGACCAGAUCCUCUGAAGUGAAUAACAGCCUGCCAGAGAAACUCUUCUAUCACUACUUUGUGAAGAACUAUCCACUGGUUCUGAGCAAUGAGGUCUUGUCCCAAGAAGUGCCUUACCUGGGAGGUGUGGCAGAGAUGAACUUUUACGUGGAGGGCCUCAGGUUUCCUGACAAAGACUUCAAUGGACUCAUCAGCAUCAACCUCAGCCUGCUGGAGCCCAUCUCUGCAGGCAUCCCUGAGACGCCCAUUUUCACAGACAAGGUCGUGUUCAGAGUGGCUCCUUGGAUCAUGACACCCAACACCCUCAAGCCUGUAGAGGUGUUUGUCUGCAGCACAUCUGAUAACUACCAGUUCCUUAAAGGAAUGAAGAACCUCGUCUCAAAGAGUGGCUGCAAGCUCAAGAUUUGCCAUGAGUAUUUGAACAGAGGAGAUCGCUGGAUGCAGGAUGAGCUGGAGUUUGGCUACAUCGACUCACCUCAUCACCAGUUUCCUGUUGUUCUGGAUUCCCCUCGAGAUGGAAAGCUUGAUGACUUUCCAUAUAGUGAACUGCUGGGCCCUGACUUUGGCUAUGUGACGAGGGUGGCUCAGAGAAAAGAUGUCAGCAGUCUGGACUCAUUCGGUAAUCUGGAGGUUAGUCCACCCGUCACUGUGAAUGGAAGAAACUACCCCCUGGGCAGAAUCCUCAUUGGAGUGGCCUUCCCUACUGCAACUAAAGGACGCAACAUGACCAAAGUAGUUCAGGACUUCCUGUGGGCUCAGAAGGUCCAGGAGCCGGUUGCCUUGUUUUCUGACUGGCUCUAUGUUGGCCACAUAGAUGAAUUCAUGACUUUUGUUCCAGCACCGGAUAGAAAGGGCUUCCGACUGCUGCUGGCCAGCCCGGACGCAGGCUACAAACUAUUCAGGGGCUUACAGAGCAGUGGACACGGACAAGCCAAACUGUUUGAGGAUGUGAGAGAUGAAGAACCAAUAACAGUGGAUGAGAUACUUAAUGAUGACGGUCUCCGAGAUGAAAAUAGCUACGUGCAGAGCUGCAUCGACUGGAACAGGGAUGUACUGAAGAGAGAGUUGGGCCUGGACGAUGAGGACAUCAUCGACCUGCCAAUCCUCUUCAAGUUAGAGGAGGAAGAUAACAGAGCGGUGGCUUACUACCCUGACAUGGUGAACAUGAUUGUCUUGGGGAAUAACCUCGGCAUCCCUAAGCCCUUUGGCCCCAGGGUGAAUGGGCGCUGUGCCUUGGAGGCAGAGAUGUGCUCCCUGAUGGAGGGUCUGGGACUCAGCUGCACGUUCAUCGACGACUUCGCCUCUUACCACAAACUGCUGGGAGAGGUGCACUGUGGUUCCAAUGUACGCAGGGAACCUUUUGCUUUUAAGUGGUGGAACCUGGAGAUGUGAGUGAAAGCUCGACAGUGGGCGGAGACCACUUAGAGGGGCAAGAAAUCACCCUGGGUUAGCUUCAGGUUGGGAGAGAUGUUUUUCUUUGUAAAGCUUCACAUUAUCUCCAUGUCUUACAAACACGAAACACUUAAUUUUUUUUUAUCAAGCACUCUGGAAUACAUGCUGCUGUUUUUCCAAAUAAUGUAUGCUUCAUUUUAAUAUGAAAGUACUUUCACAUUAAUCAUCAACAUUUGUGUGGGAAGAAUUACCCCAGGGGUGUGAUCCGGUUUAAUUAUCUUCGUCUUUAUUAAACAUUUUUGUUGGUUUUAUUUACAAAAUGGGUGAAAAGCAAUAUUUACAAACAAAUCUUUUGAACAAGGGCUAAAGCAGACUGUUGACAAGAACAGAAAUACAAUCAUUUGAAUCGAGUACAUAGAAGAUUCACCCCUAAUCUUGUUUUGGUUUGGACUGGCUGUUGGCGUACAGUGCAAGCACAGUUAUAUGAACAGUACCACGUAGUUAUGUGCUGUAAUAACUUAGAGCCACAAGAGGGCGUACUUCAGCUACUCAAGCAUCUCCAAAGUCCAGAAGAAAAUCAUUUUAAAUCAUAUCUUUUCAUAAAUCAGUUCAAAAGACUAAUAUGCAAAUGUGUAAUCAUUACAGAAAAUCUCUCCUUAUAUAUAUUUUUUUCUAUUCCAUGUUGCUGUAGUCAAAUGCAAAAUGUUGUCUUGUUCAGCUGUAAACAGCUUGAUGAAUACAGUAUAUUGGCUGUUUUGCAUUUUGGUCCAGUGUCUUACAUCUUUUCUGCUUUCACAAACUGUCAGUGCUGUCCUUUAAUCACUAUAGACAAUAAAUGUCAUGUCUGCUUCAGUCUCA